This is a messenger RNA of Pipistrellus nathusii (Nathusius's pipistrelle), 510 nucleotides long. Lineage: Eukaryota; Metazoa; Chordata; Mammalia; Chiroptera; Vespertilionidae. The record is from the annotation of a GenBank genome assembly.
AUGGAGGAGUACGCUCGGGAGCCCUGCCCAUGGCGAAUUGUGGAUGAUUGCGGCGGAGCCUUCACGAUGGGAGUCAUCGGUGGCGGAGUCUUCCAGGCCAUCAAGGGCUUCCGCAAUGCCCCUGUCGGGAUUCGGCACCGGCUGAGAGGUAGUGCCAAUGCCGUGAGGAUCCGAGCCCCUCAGAUUGGAGGCAGCUUUGCAGUGUGGGGGGGCCUGUUCUCCACCAUUGACUGUGGCCUGGUGCGCCUGCGGGGCAAGGAGGACCCCUGGAAUUCCAUCACCAGUGGCGCGCUGACUGGCGCUGUGCUGGCUGCCCGCAGCGGCCCCUUGGCCAUGGUGGGCUCAGCAAUGAUGGGGGGCAUCCUGUUGGCCCUCAUUGAGGGCGUUGGCAUCCUCCUCACUCGCUACACUGCCCAGCAGUUCCGCAACGCACCCCCGUUCCUGGAGGACCCCAGCCAGCUGCCAUCUAAGGAGGGGGCCCCGGCCUCGGGCUAUCACGGCUACCACUGA